AUGCCACGCGCAGCUUACAAGUCGAAACCGUCGCUCGCAAUCAAAUUGGAGGGGAACCGGUUGGCGUACUAUCCGGGAGAUGUAAUCAUUGGAUGUGUGUACAGAACCUCGUCACUGCCCUGCGCAGAUCCCUACGUAUACGUCUCCCUGCAAGGACGAACAAAAGUCAAGCACUGGAUUGACUGCGGAGGGGAUGGCUCCGUGCCCUUGCGAAGCAGUCUGAUACUACUUGAUAGCCAGCGGCAUAGGCAAAAACUUUUCCAUGUUACACAAAGCACCAAGGAUGGGAGCCCGUUAUAUGAGUGGAAUUUCGCCCUCACAAUCCCCACGACUGUCGAUGAAGAAGCACAGGGGAGGAAAACGUCCUUCAUACCGUUCACUCAGGACGUGGCGGAUGGCAAUAUUCUGCCUGCUAGCUUUACCGGGGUUACAGAGACUGGUGGCCAUGAAGCAUAUGUUGAGUACUUUCUCCAAGCCGACUUACCGGUUCAAGGCAAGGCAUUCGCAGCACACGAGGCCAUCCUCCCGCUCAAGAUCCUACCCAGUCUGGAGCAGCCGAUGCUUAUAGACCAUCUGCUUCAAGAGCAGCACCGCCAGCUCCAAGUUAACUCGGAACGACUCAUACCCGGGAUGGAGAAUCACCGCCCUUCAUUCUCCGAAAGGCUGAAAAAGACCUUCGCCCCAAAGAUAGAUUCCAGGCUCUCCUUUCAGCUUGAUAUUCAGGUUCCCAGCGUUAUCCAGUUACAAUCAGAGGUCCCGAUCCCCUUACUGGUAUUAGCUGCGCCGCUAUGGGACAAGACGGAUGAUAUUAUUCGCAACGUCUCGCAGAAGAUCUUGAUAGUUGGAUUGAAUGUUAUACUGCACUCCACGACUCAGGUCAAAUGUGAGCGUGACCAACUCGGCGAAUGGGUGAAUAGUAUCCCCUUGGCUCAUCGCCUUCCGCUCAAUCCCCCGUUAGAAAUCCAAUGCAGUGGGGAGAGGAAGCAGCCCGUCGAUGUUGGCACGGAUGCAAACUUGCGGAUCCCGAAGAAGAAGCCCUAUGAGGUGGCUCGAUUUGAAAUCGAGCCUGAUUACCUGGCGUGGAAUUUUCGCCAUUCGCACAGGGUUGAGUAUGAAUUGAGAUGUAUGGUUGGGGGCAAAGCAGUCACAGCUACUGGUGAGCAGACCCUUCGGAUCCUGCCACCAAGCAACAUGGAGAGAUUAUAA
Messenger RNA from Clonostachys solani, 1206 nucleotides. The record is from the annotation of a GenBank genome assembly. Lineage: Eukaryota; Fungi; Ascomycota; Sordariomycetes; Hypocreales; Bionectriaceae.